GCCCAUCAUUCCAUUUUGUGACGGCAAGGCCCGUCAAUUUGACGUUACACAACACGACAAACUGUCAGACGCAUCAAAUAUAAUGUAAAAAAACAGCCACCAGGCAGGCAGAAAUUAAACCACCGUCCGGCCGCCGGCGUCCGCCGACUUCUUCACUUUUGCUUUUCUUAGCUGUCCACAGCUUAGGCUUAGCCGAGCGGAAUGAAGAAGAAGAAGAAGAAGAAGCUUCCUUCCACUUGACCAUUUCCGCGUCCAUUCCAUUGAUUGUGUCUUAGCUCCAAUGCUACCCAGUUGAGUUCUCCACCUGCAUAUAUAUCUCCUCCAUAACACUCCCCAUUUCUCACACACUCGCUUCCUCUUCUUCUUCUUCUUCUUCUUCACAUUUGCCCAACAGAGAAGAAAACAUAAACCACUCCAUACUCUGCUCAAAACUCACUAUGGCUCGCUUUUCUUCACUUUCCCUGCUUCUUGCCGUCGCCACAGUGCUUGUGGCUGCUUCAGCAGCUGCCAAUUUCUACCAGGACUUUGAUGUCACAUGGGGAGACGGCAGAGGCAAGAUCCUCAACAAUGGCGAUCUCCUCACUCUUUCCCUCGACAAGGCUUCCGGCUCGGGAUUUCAGUCCAAGAACGAGUAUCUGUUCGGCAAGAUUGAUAUGCAGCUCAAGCUCGUCCCUGGAAACUCUGCUGGAACUGUCACUGCAUACUAUUUAUCGUCGAAAGGAGCUAACUGGGAUGAAAUCGAUUUCGAGUUUUUGGGGAAUUUGAGCGGCGACCCGUACAUCCUCCACACUAACGUCUUCAGCCAGGGGAAAGGAAACAGAGAGCAGCAGUUUCAUUUGUGGUUCGACCCAACUGCCGAUUUCCACACCUACUCCAUCCUCUGGAACCCGCAGCGCAUCAUUUUCUCAGUCGACGGCACCCCAAUCAGGGAGUUCAAGAACAUGGAGAGCAACGGCAUUCCUUUCCCAAAGAACCAGCCGAUGAGAAUUUACUCCAGCCUGUGGAACGCCGACGACUGGGCUACGAGGGGCGGGCUCGUGAAGACGGAUUGGUCGAACGCUCCAUUCACAGCCUCCUAUCGCGGCUUCAAUGCCAAUGCCUGCGUGUGGACCAACGGCAAAUCUUCUUGCUCUGCAACAUCAUCGACUCCGGAUUCCUCUUCCGCCGAGUGGUUGUCGGAGGAGAUGGACACCACGGGCCAAGAAAGGAUGAAAUGGGCGCAGAAGAACUACAUGAUCUACAAUUACUGCGCUGAUAACAAGAGAUUUCCACAGGGGAUUCCCCAGGAAUGCAGCCUCUCUUGAUAAACUAGACUGUUGUAAAGCUGUAAUCUUUAGACAACCAUUCUUUUAAUUCUUUCCUUGUGUAAUCAUCCAUUUGCUUUGGAUCACAUGGUGGUAUCAAUGAUCUGUGUUUUUCUGGUGAAAAACAUUUGGAGAAAAAAAAAUAUUUCCGCUGCCGGAAUUUGAACCCGGAUUUCUAGGAUUGAAAUUGCCAAUGUGCUACAGCGGAUUUCGUUGAAGGAGUCACCUGUUUUUUUUUAUAUAAUCAGAUGAAUAUAGCUUACUACUCCUGUGGCGCCACACAGCAACUAACUUGUUGAAGGUGAUCUUCUGUUGCUGAACAACAAAACGUACACUAACAAAUCAUUGUAGAAAAAAGAAUAGGUUUAGAUAGAGAUUAACAAUGAACAGAUCAUUAUAAAGGUGUUUACAAUGCAUACAUGAACAAAUCUGAAUGAAAAAUCAACAUCACAACAAUGCAACUCAAAAUCGAUGUCCCAAAACGAACAAACAGGAAAAUCCUUCCUGGAAGCAGAAACCUUUACACCAUGAAAACUUAUGACUUGGAAUAGAAGCUACUUAACUUAAAACUUACAAAACAUUGCUAUCUUCAGACAUGUCAGCAAAGCUCCAGACCUUAUUUCCCAAUAAGACCAAUACAAAAUC
This is a messenger RNA of Linum trigynum, 1949 nucleotides long. The record is from the annotation of a GenBank genome assembly. Lineage: Eukaryota; Viridiplantae; Streptophyta; Magnoliopsida; Malpighiales; Linaceae.